UCGACUUUUCUAACUGUGACAAGACACGAAAGUUGUCAGGACAAAAUCAGUCGAUUAUAGACCACAAGUUCUGGGCUUUUUGGUGUAUAUAAUAAAUAGAGUGGGCCUAGUAUGCAUGUUUAGGCUUUCGGUUAAUUGACAAAUCGAGAGAAAGAGAGUCUCCACUUCUCUUUGUUCCGACGACAAGUUAUGAUUAGUAAUUAGACUAAACCCGUUUGCGACUAUUUCUGUCUUGUAUGUCAUGUCAGGGACUCGGGAGUGUUUUUAAACAUUAUUACAAUAUCCGAAACCAAAAUGUACUUAACACCUUAUUUCUUAAUCUUGUGUCAAUUUUAAGAAACAACAACUAGUAGUAAUUAUUAAUUAACUAUCAAGUAGGGAUUAGACUAACUUUUCUUGAUAUAUUCGCUUUACAUAACGAAAAAUUCUCCUGAUUGCAAAUCAUAAAACAUAAUUUGACCAGAUCGUUACAUAUAUGAUAAAUCUAAAUCACUAACUUUUUUAUUAAUUUUAAAAUGAUAAUAUAAAAACAAUCGCCGUUACUAAUAUAAGUUGAUAGCUUCUCGCAUUUCACACAAAAGUAAAGGAGGAGGGAGGGAGAAGAACGAUCUAUCUGGCGGCCAAUUCGCGAUCCGCCGUUGGAUCUCUCACGAUGUCACUCUCCAGACUACACAAAUUCAAACUCUUCGCGGCAAAUCGCAGCUUGGAGGCAUCCGCCGCCGGUAACCCCUCAAUGAGUCCGACGAAGAGUCCUGUGUUUCAUCUCCAGCGACGCAAAACCCUGCGGAUGUUGUUCGAAAAGAGCUUCGACAGCCGCAGACGGAACCUCCGUCAGAUCCUCGAAGAAUCGCCGGAGCUUGAUGGAAACUCCGGGAAUAAGAAGAAGAGGGGAAACCACCGUGCGAGACGUAAGUUGAAAGAGCUGAUGGUCACAUCGCCGUCUCCGCCGUUUAGUGGUGGGGAAGAGAUAGACAACGGCGGAGAAGCGGCGGUUGCUGGCGGCGACGUUACUUCUAACGGUGACGGGAGAGAAUUAACGACUCGACGAUUCGGUCCUUCCGGUCCGGUUCAGUCAUUUCGGUUAAGGAUUUUGAGAAAACCUUGGCGACCAGUCCUGGUUUCGAUUCCUGAGCAAUGAAAAGCUGAAAAAACUUGUUUAUCCUUUUUUUCCUAAUUAAAAAGGCAUUAGAUAAAAAGAUGACUGCUUUUUCUGCGUUUGUUUUCGUCAUAUAGCUUUCUUUUCUUACAAACAUAUAACAAUGUUUAUGGUUGGAUGUUAUUGUUAUGAUGAAAUGUUAUAGUUAAUAUGUCAUA
Brassica rapa (field mustard) is the source of this 1314-nucleotide messenger RNA. RefSeq lists its product as uncharacterized. The record is from RefSeq and is a predicted model, not a curated record. NCBI's taxonomy places the organism in Eukaryota, Viridiplantae, Streptophyta, Magnoliopsida, Brassicales, Brassicaceae.